CUUUAAAUAUCGAAUAAAUUUAAAUAUGAAUAUUGUAGAAAAUAGAAUUUGUAUUUGGUUUAAGGUUGUACUAAAGUCAUAUAGUUGCAUCCAAUCAACCUCCCACCUUGUCAUCAUUCAUAGAAGCAGAAAAUACAAACAAAACGAUUAAGAGGAGGCUGCAAAAUUUCAAGAAGAAAUAGGAUGCUUCCAAAAAAAUUAUGGACCAAGAAACUUACUCAAGAAGCAUACAACAACUAUGCUGCCAGGAUGGACUACAGGAAUGUUAAACACAUGAGGAGACGCUCUACAGGCCGAUGUAGGUUCGGUAAGACCCAGAAAUACUUUGACGUUCCUAACUACAGGACAAACAGCAAACUUAACAGAAUUGCACGCGAAAGCAUCGCUACAAAUCUGAAAACCCUUGACGAAGGAGCACUAGAAGGGAGUCCCUCUCCCACUCAUUACAGCAUCAACAGACUUUUCGACAAGAAAGUAGACUUCAACAGAAAAAUCAAACAGAAAAUCGAGAAAUCGAAGAAGAAGCUGAGUGAGCUAUGGAACAUGAACAAGCGAGUGUUGUCACAGACAAAGCACAUGAACUACAAAGAUCUCCCUGGGCCAGGAUAUUACUAUUCUAACGAAAACAGCACCACCAACAAAAGCCGCAGCCUGAGGACAAGCCAGAAUCUUGAAAGAAGAGACAACCAUGUGUCAUUCUCGUUUGCGAAACAGCCCAGGAAUAUUUUGCCUGAGCGGAAGUCCAACAAGUCUUUUCUCCAGAACGACCCGUACUUCCCAUGACAUGCGAAUUACAGAUUUUGCUGCGAGAAGCAGCAGAAGAUCAGCAGCCAUAUUUUGUAUUUUGGAAUUAUCAGGAAGAGAGCGAAGACUUCGAUGCACAAACAAAAAUAAUAUUUUCAACCAACACGAG
Molecule: messenger RNA, 913 nt
Organism: Moneuplotes crassus
Lineage: Eukaryota; Ciliophora; Spirotrichea; Euplotida; Euplotidae
Source: the annotation of a GenBank genome assembly